AUGAGCGCCAAACCGGCGCAGGCCAAGGCGAGCGCUGCGAUUCUGCGGCGGGAGGCGCUCGCGCUGUCGGAGGCAGUGGUGACGGCGCGGCAGCAGGCAGCACACGCGCUGCGCCAGCCCGACCCAGCGUACAGGGGCUUAGCCGUCAAGUGGCGCGCGGUUCUCGUCGCUGUUGGCGAGAGAUUGCAGCGUGGGCUCGCCAAGUACCACGUCACCGCUGCUGUUCUGGAGUGGCGCGUGCGCACCAUCGCGCUCCUCACGAGAAAGGCGCAAGGGGCGCAGGCGCAAGGGUUGCACGACAGCAUCUGCUCCUGCCGUUGCGCGGCGCGCCUUUUUGACGACGCGGAGCGGGCCGGCAACGCGGCUGGGUCGGUGGUCGAGGCGGUGUGCAACGCCUCGUACGCGCUGAUCGAGCCCUGCUACGAGCUGUACGCGGCGGUGCAGUUUGCGAUGAAAACCUUCUCCAACUACAAGGCGUACGAGCCGGACCCGGAAGCGCCGGAAGGUUGGCUCAUCCCGCAGAACGUGCCCGCGGACGGUCCCAAUCCGAAGCUGUACUGGCAUGAUGUACCCGCAGACGUUGCACACGAGCGCAUCGUUGAUGACCCGUCGGUAUGGCUUCUCUUCGACUCCAGCGGCAAGCUCGACACCGCGGCGCGCUUCUACGCCACUCUCGUCUCGUUGCCGGAGCACCCCUCGCCGCUCGAUGUGCUGCGCGCUUUCGGCGGGCGGCUUCGACAGGCGCGGCGGGCCCUCGGUGUCGAGCCGUCGCACCUGCUGCAGCAGGAGCCGAUCGCCUCCAGGAUUGAUGCGGAGGUGUACGCGUGCAUCGAGGAGGCCGACUUUCUGCUGCCCGGCGGCCGUGGCUGCCUCUCUGCCCUCGCCAACGGCUUGCGGCCUUGCUAUCGCCUCCUGCAAGAAGCAAUCCACCGCCUUCUAAAAGCCAAGGCGUUUGACGAGAAUGGCGAAGCGGUGUAUCAUCUCGCGGGCGCCGACGACCAGCUCGUGUCGGAGCGGGACCCUCGCAACUACCGUCUCAUUGAGAGGACUCCCGAGCGUGCCUCUGAUUGCGACCACCUCCUCUUGCACGGCGACUCGCUGCUCAACCACGCAGCGGAUGCGGCGUCGGCUGCGCUGCGGCCGGUGCUCGUGGAGGCGAAGGAGGCGCAGGCGCUUCAGUACGCCCUAGAGAGCGCCGAGGCCGACGUGAGCAGGCUGUGUCCAGAGGCGUCUUUCGCAUCGGCGCCGACAGUCGCCGACACGGGCAGCGGCGCCGCCGCGGGAGAGGCGGAGCGCGCGAUCGCCGAGGCGGCUCGUGCGGUCGCUGCCUCGUUCCUUCAAGCCCGCGGCGGCAGCUUGUUACUGAGCUGCCUCUGCACAGAGCUGGAUCGGAUGAUCCCGGCUUGGCGGAACGCUGGGUCGCAGGGGGGUGCAAAGGCCAAGGACCGGAUCGAGGCUUGUUCCCGUGGCCUCUUUGAGGUUGUGACUGUGGGCAGCACGUGCACGGUACGCAUGGUUGCGAAACCCUCCGCCGCGGCCGCUCCGGGCUCCUCUGAGUCGCACAAGCGCCAGAAGAGGCUCGACGGUUCAGCCGUGAGCACUUCAUUCAUCAGCCCAGGGCAGAUGGCGGCCGCAGCGGCAUGGGACCCGAUGAGGACCAUGUCACUUCAUCCAAUCCACCAGGCGGAGUUGGCAGGCGUGGCGCAGCUCCGCACGGCGUACAACCGCUAUGGCGUAGUGCGGCAGCUGGAGUUUGUGACGCCACACCGGGGCGGACGGCUAGCGCUCAUCGAAUUCACAACCGUAGAGGCGGUCUCCGCGGUGCCGUGUGUUCUGACCGUGGGCGAGGCGCGGCUACAGGCAUCGCCUCUCCCGCCGGGCGCGAUGGAGCUCAGUGCCCUUGGGCCGCUGCUGAGCUCGGCCGUGCGGGAGCAGGUCUCUCUCGCAGGUGGGCUGAAGAACAUGCUGAGGGAGUGGGUGCGGGAGGGGAGCAGGAUCUUUCAGCUAGUCAAGACGGUUGAAGACGCCAAUGGGCGUCUUCUGGCCAGGGCGAUCGAUGGCGUCCGCUUGAGACGUAGAAAGUAG
Messenger RNA from Emiliania huxleyi CCMP1516, 2085 nucleotides. RefSeq lists its product as hypothetical. Lineage: Eukaryota; Haptophyta; Isochrysidales; Noelaerhabdaceae. The record is from RefSeq and is a predicted model, not a curated record. The transcript is spliced from 3 exons. Bases 1 to 2085 code for a protein of 694 amino acids.